This is a messenger RNA of Prunus avium (sweet cherry), 1854 nucleotides long. It is a transcript of the gene ATS2, whose product is annotated as Phospholipid/glycerol acyltransferase family protein. Gene Ontology annotation, molecular function: 1-acylglycerol-3-phosphate O-acyltransferase activity. Gene Ontology annotation, cellular component: membrane. NCBI's taxonomy places the organism in Eukaryota, Viridiplantae, Streptophyta, Magnoliopsida, Rosales, Rosaceae. The record is from RefSeq and is a predicted model, not a curated record. Gene Ontology annotation, biological process: phosphatidic acid biosynthetic process.
UUUUCACCAAGUCUAAGCUGUCUAACUGAAUUUUAGCAGUAGAUUAGAUUUAGAGCGGAAAGGAGCAAAGAAGGAAAGAAGAAGCUUGUGGCUUUGGCGGUCUCACCCUAUCACAAGCAGCCCCACCCCACCCCGAUACAUCCAACACCAACAAAGACAAUCACUUUCGUUUCGCAAAUUCAUAAGCACAAGAACACCCAGAAAAACCCAAUAUUAGAAUAAUAAACUAAUCAAGGAUAAGGGAUAUGCCUUGAAUUUCUCACUGCACGUGACUGAUGUGCUCCCAUCCCAGGACUAUAAACCCUAAUCCCCGUACAAUUCACCCCGACUCAAUUCUCAAAACUCUUUUCUUUGAACCUCCAUGGAAGUCACUUUUCAACCUUCCCAUGCUGUACUCUGUCACAAGCAAUCGAGGUUUGCUUCAACAUCGUCUUUGUUGCUGCCAUUCACUUACAAGGGACUCUCGAAUGGGUGCUCUCCAUGCAGAUGGCCCAUUUUGGCAAAUUUAAGUAAAUUUGCUUGUCGUAGUGUUUUAUGCAUUCAAAGGAAGCAUGGUGGCAUAUCAUGGUGCAACAUGGAUGCAAAAGGGGAUUUUGGAAGGCCAAAUUAUGAUAUUAGAUUGCACAGCCAGCAUAGGUUGUCCAGGUAUGCAGUUGGACGAUCUGGACUUACUGAAGCUGGGACCGCUGGUGCUGACUAUCCAUUGCCAGAAGUAAAUACGGUCUCAAAAUUUAGGGGAAUGGGCUUCUACGCCAUUACUUCUUUCAAUGCCAUUUAUCUCUUUCUGCUGAUGCUGGUAGCCCAUCCUUUUGUUCUGUUGUUGGAUCGAUACAGAAGAAAAGCUCAUAUGUUUAUUGCCAAAGUUUGGGCCACUGUCACUGUUACACCAUUUGUUAAGAUCAAGUUUGAGGGACUGGAGAAUUUGCCUCCUCCAGAUGCUCCUGCUGUAUAUGUUUCCAACCACCAGAGCUUUUUAGACAUAUAUGUUCUUCUCACAAUUGGGAGACCCUUUAAGUUUAUCAGCAAGACUAGCAUAUUUCUCUAUCCCAUUGUUGGUUGGGCCAUGUUUCUGAUGGGUGUAAUUCCUUUAAAGCGCAUGGACAGCAAAAGUCAAUUGGAGUGUCUUAAGCGUUGCAUAGAUCUUAUCAAGAAGGGGGCCUCUGUCUUUUUCUUUCCUGAGGGAACACGCAGUAAAGAUGGAAAAUUAGGCUCUUUCAAGAAAGGUGCCUUCAGUAUUGCAGCAAAAACCAAGGUACCAGUUGUGCCCAUUACCCUUAUAGGAACUGGAAAAAUCAUGCCUCCAGGAAGGGAGGCUAUCUUGAAUACUGGAUCUGUGAAAGUUGUGAUUCAUAAGCCUAUACAAGGAAAUGAUACAGAAGUACUGUGUAGUGAAAGUAGAAACAUAAUCGCAGAUGCACUCAAUCGUCAAGGCUGAGAUAUCUACUGCCACAUGUUCUGAUUGGUUUCUAGGGUUUCAUACUUAAAUCCUUUGCUGUGGAUUGACGAAACAGGUUCAGAAAGGUUGUGGUUGUGGAUAGAUCAUAUCAUAGCUGAUACAGAUACAGAGCAAAUGAGUCACGUCUGUCUGAAUCUGUAACGUCUCCUUGGCCGUGCCAGACUUACAAACUUGCAAGCGCCCCGGCGGCCUAAUAAAGUAAAUGUCUUCAUCCCAAUAUCCACAGAGAGAAGCCAAGGGUUGGCCGGGCCCGGGUCCUGGAGUCUUGACCAGUGUUGCCUUCCAAUGUUUAGAGAUAAUAAAUAAAAGGGGAGGCCCUUAUGUUUUGUCCCCAAGAUUAUACCCUUGUUUUUCUUAUUAUUUUUUAAUAGAAAUAUGCCCCCACGUCUCAAAUCCAA